GGAUCCUGCACUAGGUGCACGGUAGCUGAGCAGAUGAAGCUUCCAUGUCGGCACAUCCAAGCUGUCACAUAUUGGCGCUCGCAGCAAAUUGAUAGUAGCCUGCCCAGAUACGACGUAAAGGUAUUUUUUCACGAUGCGUACUCGAUUCCAAAGAUGCACGCAGCUUUUCAGUCGAUAUGCAUUCGCUUG
Phytophthora sojae is the source of this 189-nucleotide messenger RNA. RefSeq lists its product as hypothetical. The annotation marks the transcript as partial. The transcript has a single exon. The record is from RefSeq and is a predicted model, not a curated record. NCBI's taxonomy places the organism in Eukaryota, Oomycota, Peronosporomycetes, Peronosporales, Peronosporaceae.